Nylanderia fulva is the source of this 1321-nucleotide messenger RNA. Its product is annotated as ATP synthase subunit C lysine N-methyltransferase. The record is from RefSeq and is a predicted model, not a curated record. Gene Ontology annotation, molecular function: protein-lysine N-methyltransferase activity. Gene Ontology annotation, cellular component: mitochondrion. Gene Ontology annotation, biological process: positive regulation of proton-transporting ATP synthase activity, rotational mechanism; peptidyl-lysine trimethylation; regulation of mitochondrial ATP synthesis coupled proton transport. Lineage: Eukaryota; Metazoa; Arthropoda; Insecta; Hymenoptera; Formicidae.
UUGCUCCGGAUUAGACACCAUCAUAUGUGUCUCGAAGAAGGCAUCUUUUAUUUUACCACGAAGACACUUUACAAUCGGAUGACCGAAUGAGAGAUUAGGAACGAAAUGACCAUCCAUCACGUCCAAGUGUAAAUAAUCUGCGCCAUUGUCGAGUAAUUUUUGUGAUUCUUCAUAAAGUUGUGCCAAGUCAGCGUUCAAAAUCGAGGGACCGAUUUUUGCGCUCAAAGACUUCGCCAUAUCACUUUCUUCGAAAGGGAAUAUUUUGAAAUUGCUUACACAAUUAUAAUACGUAAUUCAGUAAUUGUACACUGAUUGUCAGAUAAAGUAGAAUGUAUAUUUGAUGUAAUAUAUUGCGUAAAUAAGAUCGCGGCGAGUGAUAACCUAACUUGAUCUGCGAUAAACGUAACGCGCCAGCGAUCAGCUGAUCGCAAUCCAAUUUUUGUUUAGUAAUUUAGCACGUGGUUUUCGUUUGUGGGGACGAGUCUUUGACUAUAUGCGAAAUUUAAAACAUCAUUGUAAAAUGAUAGCUUCAAGUUCUAUUCAUAUUCAUAUUUGAUAUUUUAAAACAAUCAUUCGGUGCCUGAAUUUUUACUUCACACUUCACAUAAAGUUAUGUUAAAUAACAGGAUAUAUUAUAAUGGAAAAUUUCUCUGUCAAAAAAGAUGAUGUAAAAAUCAGUACAUCACAAAGAUCAUCAAAGAUUGGCUUAUUUUUUAUUGCAGUUACAGGUGGAAUUGCAACGGCGAUUAGUAUUGUGUGCUUUCCAUUUAUAAGCCCUGCCUUUCGUAAAAUAUGUUUGCCAUAUGUACCAGCCACACAUCAACAAGUAAAAAAUGUUAUUCAAGCAUUAAACAGUCGCUCUGGUUCCUUAAUUGAUCUUGGUAGUGGAGAUGGACGUAUUGUUCUUGCAGCAGCAAAGCACGGUUUUAAAGCUCAUGGUAUUGAAUUGAAUACCUGGCUAGUAUGGUAUUCAAAGUUUAAGGCAUUGAUUAGCGGUCUAUCAAAUAAUACUGCCUUUUUCAAGCAAGAUUUAUGGAAAUAUAAUUUGGGAAAAUAUGAUAAUGUUGUUAUAUUUGGUGUAGAUGAAAUGAUGAAAGAUAUCGAAAAAAAAUUUAAUAGCGAAUUGUACAAAGAUUCCCUUGUAAUUGCAUGUAGAUAUCCUCUUCCUAAUACACGUCCUAUUACGACGAUUGGACAUGGAAUUGACACUGUUUGGGUUUACAAAAUACGUUAAAGUUGAAUUGUGUGAGAUCACAAAGGUACAGAAUGUGUCGGCCAACCAGCUAUACUAUCUGCAAAACGGACGUACUUUAUUAUAGGA